This is a messenger RNA of Trichoplusia ni (cabbage looper), 3536 nucleotides long. RefSeq lists its product as uncharacterized. The transcript has a single exon. Bases 1233 to 2630 code for a protein of 465 amino acids. The record is from RefSeq and is a predicted model, not a curated record. Lineage: Eukaryota; Metazoa; Arthropoda; Insecta; Lepidoptera; Noctuidae.
UCAGCUGGACCAAGCCUAAGGAGCGCUCAGAUAGCUUGAGAAACGGCGAAGAUAGGUUUCUAGACUUUUCCAGAUUUUCAGUCUGGAAAUUUUGACGCUCAAUAUCUCAGCAUCCCUUGGACUUAGAGAUUUAGGAUUUUUUGUAUUAUUGUUAGGAGACCAUUAGAAUUAAGAUUUCCAUAUUUUCAGCCUUUUUCGGGGCCUGAAAAAUUUUAGGCCUGAAAACCGCCAAUUAGCAUAGAGUAAGUCGAGCCAAGUGCUCCUGUGGAAGCUGCGUCUCUCUGCGGUGCUCGGUUGCGGAGUUAUAGCUGUUUUUGUCCGACUUUUGACAGCUCGGCGGCCAUAUUGGCGAAAUUAAACAGUCUGUAUCUCCGGACUCGGUUGUCGUGGAGGGUUGGGGUUUCCUUCUGGGGCCUUGGGGAAGCUUCCUCUUUAGCCUGAAAAUCUUUUCAGGCGAAUCGGGGUCAGAAAUUUUCAGGUUCCUGAAAACAUAGAAUAAGGCAAUAUAGGUCAAUACAAGUAAAAUAAGCCCAAGCUCGGCUUUCUACGACCUCUGGGAGUGGAGAAACGAACGAUUUAAGUUGACGUUUGACAUUUCCGAACUGUCAAAACUAAUUUUCGACACCCCGUAACUCCUGAACCGGAGGUCCUAGAGAGACGGGGUUUUCUUUAGAUAUAAGUACUAACUGGUCUCCCCCUAUUGUACUGGCAAUUUUGGAUUUUUAGAGUCCUGAAAUUUUCAGGCGUUUUUCCUAGCCUAACUUGUAGCACAGUCCGCGACCAGAACAACGAGCCCAAGCACGCCAAAAUCCGUCCCAUAGACCCAGAGAUAUCACACCUAGAACUUUUCUAGGUACACCGCACACGAAAAGUCUGGAUUUUCUAACAUCAAUAUCUCUGGAACCACUAGGCGUACGGAGGUGAGCUUGGGGUCUUUGGAAAGGUCUCGGCGAGGACUAUCAAAGGGUACUACUGUGAAGCCCCGCGCGAACAAAAAAUUUUUUUAAAUUUUUUUUAUUUUCUUAUUGUUGUUUUAUUUUAUUUUUAUGUUUUAAAUUGCUUGUUUUUUAUAUAUAAGACUGCUGCGUGAUCACGUGGACCCAGUGCUACACGACAAUACUCUACAAAGUAGAGAUAUUUGACUAUAUACGCAGCAACUGUUUAGUGUUGCUGCAUUAGAUUAAGUUUAUUAUAUUAUUUUACCCAUACCUAACGCGUACCACCAACCCACAAUGAUGUCGGGAAUCAGAACCCCCCCCCAAAAGGUUUCCAAACCCUCACCCAAAAAACCCGAGGUAGGGCCAUCAGAAAGGCGAAGCAUAGGGGACCGGAUUGAAGAUUGGGAGGCCGCCAGAGCAGUUGCAAACGCAGGCCCCACAUCUAGGAACCCUGGUACACAGAUCGCCAGAACGCCGCCUCAUGCUUCAACCGGCGUGGAACCUCCGAGGCAGACCAAGACAAGGACCAUAGAGGCAAGAGAGUGCAUAGCUCGGGCAAAGCUCCAUCUCGGCAAGGCUAGGAACCUCAAGACCGAAAUUAAAGAUGAGGUAAUGUCAGCACUCACGAAGCUCUUCUCCCUUAUAAAAGGGAUUGAAAGCGAGCUCAAGGGUCUGCCGGCAGAAAACGGCGAGAAGGGAAACACCGCAGUACUUCCAAUCUCGGACUCAUCGGCUACGGUCCCCGAGGUAGCCCCGCAUUCGGCCCAAAUUGAGGAGCAUGCGAGGCUGCUCCGGGAGAACAACCUGAUGAUAACCGAGCUAAAGCAGGAAAUGCAAGCCCAAAAGCAGCUCCUGGAGAAGGUGACCACAACAACAUAUGCGAGCGUAACUGCGAAAACUACGGCCCAGACUGAUAAAGUCCCGUACGUCAGGGAAACGCUCCAUUCGGUAGUGGUCUCCUCCACAGAUGACCAAGACUCCGGGGAGAGAGUGCUUGAAAAAAUAAGGGACGCCGUCGACGCCAAAGAGGGUUGGGUCGAGGUCCGUAACGUCAGGAAAGCACGUGAUAGGAAGGUGAUAAUCGGAUUGAGCUCAAAGGCGGAGAGAGACAAGCUCAAGGUCAAACUGAUGGCGGCAAAAGAACACCUAACUGUGGAAGAGGUGAAAAAUCGAGACCCUCUCUUGGUUCUUCGGGGAGUGCUCAAUAUACAUAAAGACGAGGAUAUAUUGAAGGCCCUGAGGAACCAAAAUAGGGACCUCUUCUCUGGGAUUGAAAAAAGCGAGGAUAGAGUCGAGUUUCGCUACCGGAGGAGAACCCGAAAUCCACAUACAUGCCAUGCCGUCAUCAGUGUCUCGCCCAUCAUUUGGCAAAAAGCCUUGGCGAGGAAGCUGGUGCAGAUCGACCUGCAACCCGUGAAGGUAGAAGACCAGACACCGCUGGUCCAGUGCACCCGCUGCCUUGGUUAUGGCCAUGGCAAGCGAUUUUGCACUGAUCCAGCGGAUCUGUGUAGCCAUUGCGGAGGACCCCACGUCAGGACCGAGUGCGCCGACUUCCUCGCUGGAACGCCACCAAAAUGUAAGAAUUGUGAGAGGGCGAAAUUCAGUAAUGCAGAGCAUAACGUCUUUGACGCAUCGUGCCCGAUUCGGAAAAAAUGGGAUGCCUUAGCUCGCUCCACAAUAGCGUAUUGCUGAGGGCAACGUAAAAGCACCAACUCAACCCGAACGUAUAUGGCCAAAUACUUACCUCAUGGUUGCAACAACAUGUGCAGUGUAUACACGUUUCCGAAAAUUAGUUUGGGGAGCAACUGAAAGCACAACGCGAUACCCAAGAGUUGAUAACGGGAAGUCGACAUUGAAUUGGCAGCUGUUUAAUAAUAAAUGGAACCAAUUUAAGAAAAAGAUUCUAAAACAUCCCAUUGGUAAACGAAUAAUACACUGCACAAUGCUUGGAAACAAGGCAACGACGGUAAAAAUAAGACAUGGUACCAUUAUUAGGGUUGCAAUUGAUAACUUUCUAAGACCAAUAAAAGUCAAGUGUUGCACUGAGUUUACGCACCAACGCACAGAAUUAGCCAUAAGAUUAAAAUAUGUAUCGUAAAAAACUAUAUGAUGUCUGAAUAUUUAAUAAUAUUCAAGUUCACCAUAGAUAUAAGAAAAAUAGUAUAAAACUGUAAACCGUACUAGAUAUUUAAGCAAUAGAAUUAAGAAAGUUAAGAAAUGUUAUCAAAUAAAAAUGAAAAAUAUAGACAAAAGAUUGGGAAUUGUAACAAGAUUAAGAAACAUCACGAUAAGACCAGAAACAAGAAAGAAUGUAUAAUAAGAAAUAAACCAGCAAAGCCUAAAAUUAUUUACCCUAUAGAAAUAAGUAUCAACAGUAAAAUAAAGAGAGAAAAGUAGUUAGAUUAGUUGAAUUAAAAAUAGUGAUAGACGGGCAUCCCACCCGGUAAAAGCAAUAAAAGAUGAAGUAUGAAAGUGUAGUAUGAGGAAUGGAAGUGCGAGAGGCAUGAAUGAUAGAACUGGAAUGAAUCAGGCUCGAGUAAAAACAGGCUCCGAUAAUGUUGGAGGUACUAGUAUAAAAAAAAAAAAAAAAAAAAAAAA